UAUAACGUCACAGAACACGAGACAAACAUGGAGGGAAAGACACCGGACGUGUCCUCAACAACGCCAAAACCUCUUACACCUGCUCAGAAACAGCUCCUCAAGAGACAGCAGGAUCUGGAAUACUUUAAGAGGCACUCAAAACAACUGCGAAGCCGUAAUCUGAUUACGGGCCUGACCAUCGGAGCCUUUGUGGUGGGCAUAUUCAGCUACACUAUUCUCUCAGUCAGGCAGGAGAGAAUGAUGGAUGAGAUUGAUAAUGAAGCAAAAGUCUAUGUCAUGAAAGGGCCCCGGACGGGGGCCAACUCUUAGACGAUCCUCGCAGUGAUGCCAACUUUGUAAUCUUGGCAGGACACUUGUCUGAGACUGUGGAUCAAUGAAUAUAUUUUUCUGUGGCCACAUGAUAUGGUACAAAGCAAAAUGCUCUAGUACUUGUUAACUGUGUUUUUCACAAAGGAAUGGUUUCAUUAUAUAUUUAUUGAUUUUAAUCAUUCCUUGUCUGCUUUUUCUUAUGUUAGUUGUGACUUAAAAAUAAAAUGAAAAAUGAAUACUGAA
Molecule: messenger RNA, 552 nt
Organism: Labeo rohita (rohu)
Lineage: Eukaryota; Metazoa; Chordata; Actinopteri; Cypriniformes; Cyprinidae
Product: cytochrome c oxidase assembly factor 3 homolog, mitochondrial
Exons: 2
Coding region: 28-309 (93 amino acids)
Biological process (GO): mitochondrial respiratory chain complex IV assembly
Cellular component (GO): mitochondrial inner membrane
Source: RefSeq, a predicted model, not a curated record